Messenger RNA from Hibiscus syriacus, 615 nucleotides. RefSeq lists its product as uncharacterized. The transcript has 2 exons. The record is from RefSeq and is a predicted model, not a curated record. Bases 1 to 615 code for a protein of 204 amino acids. Lineage: Eukaryota; Viridiplantae; Streptophyta; Magnoliopsida; Malvales; Malvaceae.
AUGGAUGGACAAACAGAAAGGCUUAAUAAGUGCCUGGAGCAGUAUCUUAGAUGUGUGUUUUAUCAAACCAUAUUCAUGGUCCAAGUGGCUACCUCAAGCAGAGUGGUGGAGAGUCUAAGGUUGGGCAGUUCAAGAUAUGAUGCAGCACGUGAUCAAUUAAAUAAGUUGUUAAAGGAGCAAUUAAGUAAGGCCAGUAAUCGUAUGAAACAGAUAGAUAGACAUAUAACAGACAGAGAGUUUAAUGUUGGAGAUGAGGUUUACCUGAAGCUUCAACCCUACAGACAUACCUCUCUAGCUUUAAGGAAGAAUUUGAAGCUGGUUGCGAGAUACUUUGGUCCCUACAAAAUCCAGCAACGAAUUGGUCAAGUGGCAUACAUGUUACAGUUACCAUCAAAUUCAAAAUUACAUCUCGUAUUUCAUAUCAGUUUAUUAAAGAAAAAUGUUGGAAAAGGACGAGUACCUUCAAUUGAUCCUUCAGAUAUCAAGACUGAUGGUCAGUUAAAGGUUUACCCAACCAUUGUGUUGAAUAAGCGAAUCGUCAAACGCCAUAACCAAGCAGUCACACAACUACUCAUUCAAUGGACGAAUAUGGGGCCAACAGAAGCGACUUGGUAA